AUGAUGAUCCCAGAGGUGGUCCUGAACUCUGGCCAUAGAAUGCCAUUGAUAGGCUUCGGAACAGGCUGUGACCCUAUCCCUGCAAAUCUCACUUCUACUAUAGUCAAUGCUAUUGAGCUUGGUUACCGGCAUUUCGAUACUGCUUCCAUCUACAAGACCGAAGAGUUCGUCGGCCAAGCCAUAACCCAAGCACUGGAAAGAGGGUUGAUCGAUGAUCGUAGCGAUGUUUUCGUUACUUCGAAGCUAUGGUGCUCAGAUGCAGACCAUGAUCUUGUCCUCCCAGCACUCAAAGAAACACUCAAGAAACUUGGUCUAGAUUAUGUGGAUCUAUAUCUCAUACACUGCCCUGUGAGGUUGAAACAAGGAGCUGUGAAGCCUUUCCCUAAGGAGGAUAUCCUUCCCAUUGAUAUAAAAGGGACAUGGGAAGCCAUGGAAGAGUGUUGUAGGCUUGGCCUAGCUAAGUCCAUUGGUGUCAGCAACUUCUCGUGCAAGAACCUCUCACUUCUUCUAACUAAUUCCACCAUCCCUCCAGCCGUGAAUCAGGUGGAAAUGAAUCCUACAUGGCAGCAGAAAAAGCUGAAGAAGUUAUGCGAUGAAAACGGGAUUCAUGUAAGUGCUUGGUCUCCUUUGGGGGCAAAUGGAGCUCAUUGGGGCUCUUUCGCAGUCAUGAAGAAUCCAAUCCUUGAAGAAAUCGCAGUGACCAAGGGGAAGAGCGUUGCCCAGGUUUCACUGAGGUGGAUAAAUCAGCAAGGAGCAACUCCAAUUGUGAAGAGCUUCAACGAGGAGAGAAUGAAAGAAAAUCUCCAAAUCUUUGAUUGGGAACUUACCCAGGAAGAACUAGAUAAGAUAAGCCAGAUUCCACAGAAAAGAGGAUCUGCAGGAGAGAUGUUUGUUUCGCCAAACGGGCCUUACAAGUCAUUGGAGGAACUUUGGGAUUAGGAGGUCUAACCCCCCUCCCUCUAAGUAAGAUUUCUACUGCCUAUUCAGUUUUACAGUCACA
This is a messenger RNA of Telopea speciosissima, 1000 nucleotides long. Its product is annotated as methylecgonone reductase-like. Lineage: Eukaryota; Viridiplantae; Streptophyta; Magnoliopsida; Proteales; Proteaceae. Gene Ontology annotation, molecular function: aldose reductase (NADPH) activity. The record is from RefSeq and is a predicted model, not a curated record. The transcript has 4 exons. Bases 1 to 939 code for a protein of 312 amino acids. Gene Ontology annotation, cellular component: cytosol.